This is a messenger RNA of Hippopotamus amphibius kiboko, 4553 nucleotides long. RefSeq names its product erythrocyte membrane protein band 4.1 like 3 (gene EPB41L3). Lineage: Eukaryota; Metazoa; Chordata; Mammalia; Artiodactyla; Hippopotamidae. Bases 41 to 3427 code for a protein of 1128 amino acids. Gene Ontology annotation, molecular function: actin binding; structural molecule activity. Gene Ontology annotation, cellular component: plasma membrane; cytoskeleton. The transcript is spliced from 23 exons. Gene Ontology annotation, biological process: cortical actin cytoskeleton organization. The record is from RefSeq and is a predicted model, not a curated record.
GGCGCGCCCGGGCCCCCGGCCCAGCCCAGAAAAUUCGACCAUGACGACCGAAUCAGGAUCAGACUCGGAAUCCAAGCCGGAGCAGGAGGCCGAGCCCCAGGAGGCGGUGGGGCCGCAGGGGCACGCGGGGGCGCAGCCAGGGCCUCAGGCAGGCCCCGAGCCGGGCACGGAGCCGGGCACGGAGCCGGGCGCUGAGCCAGGCGCCGAGGAGCAGCCCCAGGAGCUGGAGCAGUUUGAGGAGGCAGCAGCACACAGCACGCCUGUGAGGAAGGAGGUCACUGACAAGGACCCGGAGUUGGCAGCCGGACCUGCCAAACAGCUCGAAUAUCAGCAAUUCGAAGACGAUAAACUUUCUCAGAAAUCAUCUAGCAGCAAACUCUCUCGCUCUCCAUUAAAGAUUGUCAAAAAGCCUAAAAGCAUGCAGUGCAAAGUGAUACUUCUGGAUGGAUCAGAAUAUACCUGUGAUGUAGAGAAACGCUCCAGAGGCCAAGUGCUGUUUGAUAAAGUAUGUGAACAUCUGAAUUUGCUAGAAAAAGACUAUUUUGGGCUUACAUAUCGAGAUGCUGAAAACCAGAAGAAUUGGUUGGACCCUGCUAAGGAAAUUAAAAAACAGAUUCGAAGUGGUGCUUGGCACUUUUCAUUUAAUGUGAAGUUUUACCCCCCAGACCCUGCCCAGCUCUCUGAAGAUAUCACCAGGUACUACCUCUGCUUACAGCUGCGUGAUGACAUCGUGUCCGGCAGACUGCCCUGCUCCUUUGUCACCCUCGCCCUGUUGGGCUCCUACACUGUCCAGUCGGAACUGGGAGACUACGACCCAGAUGAGUGUGGCAGUGACUACAUCAGCGAGUUCCGCUUUGCGCCAAACCACACGAAAGAAUUAGAAGACAAAGUCAUCGAGCUGCACAAGAGCCACAGAGGAAUGACACCCGCAGAAGCAGAGAUGCAUUUCUUGGAAAACGCCAAAAAACUCUCCAUGUAUGGGGUAGAUUUACAUCAUGCCAAGGAUUCUGAAGGAGUCGAAAUCAUGUUAGGAGUGUGUGCGAGUGGUUUGCUGAUAUACCGUGACCGACUACGCAUCAACAGGUUCGCCUGGCCGAAGGUUCUGAAGAUUUCAUACAAACGAAACAACUUUUACAUUAAGAUCCGGCCGGGAGAGUUUGAACAAUUUGAAAGCACCAUCGGGUUUAAGCUGCCCAACCAUCGAGCCGCCAAGCGUUUAUGGAAAGUGUGUGUAGAGCACCAUACAUUUUUCAGACUGUUGUUACCAGAAGCACCUCCAAAGAAGUUCCUUACCUUGGGUUCCAAGUUUCGCUAUAGUGGCAGAACACAAGCCCAAACCAGAAGAGCCAGUGCAUUGAUAGAUCGCCCGGCCCCUUACUUUGAACGCUCGUCCAGCAAACGUUAUACCAUGUCUCGCAGCUUGGAUGGAGCAUCAGUGAAUGAAAACCAUGAAAUAUACAUGAAGGAUUCUGUGUCCGCUGCAGAGGUUGGUACUGGCCAGUACGUCACAACAAAGGGCAUCUCUCAGACCAACUUGAUCACCACUGUGACUCCGGAGAAGAAGGCCGAGGAGGAGCGGGACGAGGAAGAGGACAGACGGAAAAAGGCUGAGGAAGCCACGCCAGUCGCUGCUGUACGGCACGAGGGAAAGUCACCCGGGCUUGGCACUGACUCAUGUCCCCCACCCCCCCCAUCAGCCCUCCGUCCCCCUGCAUCUCCCACAGGGCUCCGCAGGAGGUGUAAGGAGAACGGGCGUCCUCCGCCAGGGGUCGAGCUGGCCAGAGAGCCCGGGCACCUGCAUGGGGAGCUCACCUCGGACUCUGACGGCCGAGGGAAGCCAUGCCUGGGGGACCACGAGGUGGCUUGUGGCUACAAACAGCAGCCGGGCAGAGGGACCACCCUGUUUUCCUUCUCCUUGCAGCUCCCCGAGUCCUUCCCCUCUCUUCUGGAUGACGAUGGCUACCUGUCUUUCCCCAACCUGUCCGAGAGCAGCCUCCUGCCCCAGAGCUUACAGCAUUACCUCCCCAUCCGCUCGCCUUCCCUGGUACCCUGCUUCCUCUUCAUCUUCUUCUUCCUGCUCUCCGCCUCCUUCUCAGUGCCAUACGCCCUCACUCUCUCCUUCCCUCUGGCUCUGUGCCUCUGCUACCUGGAGCCCAAGGCGGCCUCCUUGAGUGCCUCACUAGACAAUGACCCGAGUGACAGUUCAGAGGAAGAGACCGACAGUGAGCGCACAGACACCGCGGCUGAUGGGGAAACCACCGCCACUGAGUCGGACCAGGAGGAGGAUGCAGAGCUCAAGGCACAGGAGCUAGAUAAAACCCAAGAUGACCUGAUGAAACAUCAGACCAAUAUUAGUGAGCUGAAAAGAACCUUUUUAGAAACCUCCACAGACACUGCCAUCACAAACGAAUGGGAAAAGAGGCUUUCCACCUCCCCCGUGCGACUAGCCGCCCGGCAGGAGGAUGCGCCCAUGAUCGAGCCGCUGGUACCUGAAGAGACUAAACAGUCUUCUGGCGAAAAGCUCAUGGAUGGCUCUGAAAUCUUCAGCUUAUUAGAGUCUGCGAGAAAACCGACAGAGUUCAUAGGAGGGGUUACUUCCACUUCUCAAAGCUGGGUGCAGAAAACAGAAGCCAAGACAGAAUCUGGUGAAACGGAGACAGAAACAACCCAGCGCCCCCAGCCGCUUGCCACGGAGAAGGUUGUGCAGGAGACGGUGUUGGUGGAGGAAAGACAUGUGAUGAAUGUGCAUGCAAGUGGGGAUGCUUCUUAUGUGGCUGGAGAAGACGUGGAUGCCGCAGUGCAGGCGGCAUUUGCUGAUGCUUCUGGCGUGAAAGGGAAGGAGGGCUCUGCUCUGACUGAGGGGGCGAAGGAGGAGAAAGGAGAGGUGGCCGAGAAAGCUGUCCUCGAGCAGGAAGACGUGGCCACUGCUUCCCACGAGCCAGAGGAGGAGCACAGUGCAGCCACCCAUGUUUCUGAAACUUUGGAACAAAAACCUCAUUUUGAGUCAUCAACUGUGAAGACAGAAACUAUCAGCUUUGACAGUGUUUCACCAGGAGGAGUAAAGCUAGAAAUUUCUACCAAGGAAGUGCCGGUGGUUCACACAGAAACAAAAACCAUCACAUAUGAAUCAUCCCAGGUUGAUCUUGGUGCUGAUUUGGAGCCGGGCAUGCUCAUGAGCGCACAGACGAUCACAUCUGAAACCACCAGUACCACCACCACCACCCACAUCACCAAAACUGUGAAAGGAGGCAUUUCAGAGACGAGAAUCGAGAAGCGAAUCGUCAUCACCGGAGACGCGGACAUUGACCAUGACCAGGCUCUGGCUCAGGCAAUUAAAGAGGCCAAAGAGCAGCACCCUGACAUGUCAGUGACCAAAGUAGUGGUCCAUAAAGAGACAGAGAUCACCCCGGAAGAUGGAGAGGAUUGAGCCCAGGAAUAACCUAGGCUGCACCUGAAGCCAGUCAUGCAAACCAUUAGGAAAAACCAGAGUCUAUAUGGAGUUCCCUCUUCUAACCCACUGACUUGUAUCUGCCGGUGGACAGUUUCCAUCCAGAAGAACUGACCUUGACCAUUUAAUAACGACGCUGGCAGAGCGAUCUUCCCAUAAUAAAGCAAUCCGAAUCAGCAUCACUAAACUGAUAUUGCAUGAAGCAACGAUACAAUUACAAAACAAGCAGCAGUUUUACUUUUCACACAGUGUCUCAGUUCUCAGCUACACCUGCACGUUCAUAACCAACAAUAGAAACCGUGAUCUCAUGUAACACAUAAAACAACCCAUGCCUUUCAUAGCUGAUGACUAUUCAAGUCUAAACAAAAUUGCAGUUUCUUAGGUGACAGGUCUUUUGUUUACAGAUCGACGGAGAUGACCCUAAACUGCUAGAAGCUGUCUAGGUCUGGUGUGUCAGGUUUUUCCCAGAUUAGAUGUGCCAAUAACAGAGUUUAUUCAGUAAACAACUUGAAUCUUCUACUUGUUUCCUCUGGUUUAUUACUCUCACCCAUCAACAGUAACGACUCUCCGAUCCUCCGGAAAUAUUUAAUGCUCACAAUCCUGCUUUGUGUAAUCUAAUUUAAUUCGUUAUAAGGUAGUACUGAUUUUAGCAUAUUAACGUGAUUUCUUCCCUGUCGUCCGCUUUGGACUGUGUUCAAUCUGGAAAGCUUCCCAGAGUUCCCUAACAAGUCCUAAAUAUGUAAACUGUCAUUAUUUUGGAAAGAAAACCUGUAUUUUUGUUAGUUUACCAUAUGAUGAAAUUUCACUCCAGAAAAACCCGUUGGGCUUCUGUUGCUUUGUUUUCUUUCUUUCUUCGUUUCUUCCUCCUUGUGUUUUUUUAAUUGAUUUUUUUCUUCUUUUACUUGAAAAAAAGUGUUUUAUUUCUAAAUCUGGUCCAUAUUUACAAUCUAGUUCAGAGCCAAGCCUUAAAUUGUACAGAAUUUCCACUGUAAUUAAACUAUUUAGUGUUUAGUUAUAAAUAGCCUUCAAAAAGAUCUAUUCCCUAUUUCACUGUCAACCGCCUCGCACAGCCCAUGGUGAAUGUAUGUUUCCGCAUAGCAAAAUA